Molecule: messenger RNA, 726 nt
Organism: Phaeodactylum tricornutum CCAP 1055/1
Lineage: Eukaryota; Bacillariophyta; Bacillariophyceae; Surirellales; Neidiaceae
Exons: 1
Coding region: 1-726 (241 amino acids)
Source: RefSeq, a predicted model, not a curated record
AUGCCAUCGUCUGCUUCUCCGUACAAACGCGGUUUGACUUUUCAACCGAAACAUCAGUUAGAGUACGGCCUGCGCAUCACGGCGCGGUCCGGUCCGGAGGGCAAGGCCAGUACCGUCCAUUGCAAAUUCUGUCACUUUUUCGAGCGCGAGCAAGUCGCUGGUAAAAAGCGUCGCACCAUCGAGCAUGAGAAAGUUUUCGUAACGGGGUGUUUCAUCCCGUUCCAGUACCGACAACAUCUAUUGACCCAGCAUCUGACCCGCUGGGAAGCGUACAAGACAUUAUCGAUCAGCGAAAAGAAGGUGUACUUUUGUGCUGAUGAUCCGGACGUUGUUGACUACGAGGACGAGAUGCCAGAAGAAGAAAGAGCGGUAACUUACAACGAUUUAUAUCCGGCCUUGCCGAACGUGGGGAUGGCGGGGACGGAAAACGCGACAGCCAAUCCCGGCGAUGAUGCAUUGCUUCAGGCUUCGAUUGCGGACGAAAAGAAGCGCAAGCGUUUGUUUGAAGUGGGCGCCCUUUCCGUAGAUCAUUACGCCCGCGCCAGGGUCUACCGUCGGCAAAUCGAAGACGAGCGCUUUCGUGGAGGACAUUCCGCUCCGCCUUGGGCGGUGGCAAUGCAAAAUCAGUUGAUCGGAUUGACAAAAAAGUUGGGAAAACGCCUGGAUGCUAUGGAGGAACGUUUAGAAGUAAUCGAAGACGCGUUGCAACAAACAAAUGACGAUUGA